Huiozyma naganishii CBS 8797 is the source of this 1200-nucleotide messenger RNA. It is a transcript of the gene ILV5, whose product is annotated as ketol-acid reductoisomerase. Gene Ontology annotation, cellular component: mitochondrion. Gene Ontology annotation, molecular function: ketol-acid reductoisomerase activity. The transcript has a single exon. The coding region runs from base 1 to 1200 and encodes 399 amino acids. Gene Ontology annotation, biological process: L-valine biosynthetic process. The record is from RefSeq and is a predicted model, not a curated record. Lineage: Eukaryota; Fungi; Ascomycota; Saccharomycetes; Saccharomycetales; Saccharomycetaceae.
AUGCUAAGAAGCCAAGCUGCCAGACUGAUCUGUAACUCCCGCGUCGUCACCGCCAAGAGAACUCUGUCUCUUGCCGCACGUGCCGUCUCCGCCACGCCAUCUGUGCGUUCCACGAUGGCCCGUGGCCCCAGUCCACUUGUGGCCGCUCGUGGGUUGAAACAGAUCAAUUUCGGUGGUACCGUUGAGACCGUGUACGAACGUGCUGACUGGCCCCGCGAGAAACUUUUGGACUACUUCAAGAACGACACCUUCGCAUUGAUCGGGUACGGUUCGCAAGGGUACGGCCAAGGGUUGAACUUGCGUGACAACGGUAUGAACGUUGUUCUUGGUGUCCGUAAGAACGGUGCGUCGUGGAAGGCCGCCAUUGAGGACGGAUGGGUCCCCGGUGAAAACCUGUUCGAGGUCGAGGAGGCAGUGAAGAAGGGCACGUACGUGAUGAACCUUCUGUCCGAUGCAGCGCAAUCCGAGACAUGGAGCACUAUCAAGCCGCUGUUGAAGAAGGGCCAGACGCUUUAUUUCUCGCACGGGUUCUCCCCCGUUUUCUCCGACCUGACACACGUCGUGCCACCCAAGGAUCUGGAUGUGAUCCUGGUUGCCCCCAAGGGGUCUGGCCGCACUGUUCGUUCCCUGUUCAAGGAGGGCCGUGGUAUCAACUCCUCGUACGCAGUGUGGAACGACGUCACUGGCAAAGCGCACGAGAAGUCCCAGGCGCUGGCCGUGGCGAUCGGUUCCGGGUACGUGUACCAGACGACGUUUGAGAAAGAGGUCAACAGUGACCUGUACGGUGAGCGUGGCUGUCUAAUGGGUGGUAUCCACGGUAUGUUCCUUGCGCAGUACGAGGUGCUACGUGAGAACGGGCACUCCCCAUCGGAGUCCUUCAACGAAACCGUCGAGGAGGCGACGCAGUCGCUGUACCCACUGGUGGGCAAAUACGGUAUGGACUACAUGUACGACGCGUGCUCCACCACGGCGAGAAGAGGCGCCCUCGACUGGUACCCGAUCUUCAAGAACGCGCUGAAACCGGUGUUCCAGGACCUGUACGCGUCCACGAAGAACGGCACGGAGACGAAACGGUCGCUCGAGUUCAACUCGCAGCCGGACUACCGUGAGAAGCUGGAGGCGGAGCUGCAGACCAUCCGCAGCAUGGAGAUCUGGAGGGUCGGCAAGGAGGUGCGCAAGCUGAGACCGGAGAACAACUAG